Molecule: messenger RNA, 2565 nt
Organism: Clupea harengus (Atlantic herring)
Lineage: Eukaryota; Metazoa; Chordata; Actinopteri; Clupeiformes; Clupeidae
Gene: zc3h14
Product: zinc finger CCCH-type containing 14
Biological process (GO): regulation of mRNA stability
Cellular component (GO): nucleus; cytoplasm
Molecular function (GO): poly(A) binding; metal ion binding
Source: RefSeq, a predicted model, not a curated record
AAUGCAUUUCUCCAGUUGCCAAUGUUCUUUGGUUCAGGGAGAGGAACAGUGAUUGCAAGUCGUGUGGUGUGUUCAGUUGUUUGUACCGAUAAUUCAUUCAUUUUCUCUCAGGAGCAACUUUUGUGUUGGAAUAUACCUCAGCGAAAAUGGAGAUCGGGACAGAAAUCAGCAAGAAAAUACGGGCUGCUAUCAAAGGAAAACUGCAGGAACUCGGUGCUUAUGUUGACGAAGAACUCCCUGAUUACAUAAUGGUCAUGGUGGCCAACAAGAAAAAUGCACAGCAAAUGGCAGAUGACCUGUCCCUUUUCCUCGGAAACAACACAAUCAAGUUCACAGUUUGGUUACAUGGUGUCUUGGAAAAACUUAGAUCGGUUGCAGUUGAGCCGACAUCCCUCAGGUCACAGAUUGACUCAGACGCAAGUGUACCUGUCUCCAAAAGCCGCGAAGGGGAGAGGAGGGGGGAGGACUUUAGGGCCCUGACGGUGUCCAGCUCGCGCUCUGACAGGACAGAAGCUCGUGUCUCCAGCUCUGCCCAUGACGGCCAAAGCAGGAGAGGGUCUUCGGACAAGAAUGCCUCGAGGCUGACUUCCGCUGUCAAGCCUUUGAUGGAACUCCACUCCGCGGAAGCAGUCAUCGACAUCAAACCCGACCUGGACGACGACCUCAUCACGGAGGACCACGCCGAGAUGACCAUGACUUCAGGCCGCCUGCGCGUCACCUCGGGGCGCUCCAUGGCCGAGCUCCACAGGUCACGGGUGCCGCCUGGGGCUUCGUUCCGCAGUUCAGGCAGGACGGCAGGGGGGUCCAGGCCCUCAGACGAGCGUUUCUACUCAGCCUACGGCCGCAGCUCCAGGAGCAGGGGAGGAGAGGGCAGUGGUAGCAGCAGCAGCAAGGACGAGCUGUCCCGAAAGCGGAGCCCCGUGGCGAGUUCAGUGGUGCGGGUUCAGAGAGGUACAGACGAAGGCCAGGACAGCGACGAUGUGGAUGAAGAUGAGGAGGAGGAGUACGGCACAAGGAGCGGUAUCUCCAGCAGAGUGUCCCUUCCAUCCAAACCAGAGCGCAAGCCCUCUCUUCCCCCAGCCAAGCAGGCCAACAAAAACCUGCUCAUGAAGGCCAUCUCAGAAGCACAGCAGUCUAUUUCAAAGACGACCAGUUACACAACAAGGCCUACCACAGUUCCACAGAGACAGACGGUUCCAGUGGCCCCACGCACCCGUCCCACCACCGACGAGAUGAAGAGUGCCAUCCGAUUCGUCCAGGAGCAGCUGCAAGGGCUCAUCCCUCCAGAGGCUCAACAAGUUUCUUCAGGUCAGUCCAGGUCACUGUCCUCUCGGCUCCAGCUCCAGGAAGUGGAGGAGGAAGAGGAGCUGCCCCAGCAACCAGACUAUGAGGCCCAGCUGUAUGACAUGGACAGACUGAAGCCCUUUGACACGCGCUCAUUUAUCGUGAAGAGGCCGGUGCUGGAGGAGACACCCUCGGUCAAGAGCAGGCUGGGCACAGCCGUCCAGCAACAGGAGGUCCCAUCCACUCCCACCCCUACCCUCACCCUCACCCCCACCCCCACCCCAAUCCCCAUCUCCACCCUCACCCCCACCCCCAUCCCCACCCUCACCACCACCCUCCGGAUGGUCCAGCCCAGGGAUCGAACUGAGGCGGCCCCUGCGAGUCCGAAGUUCAUCGUGACCCUGGAUGGGGUACCCAGCCCACUGGCCCAUCGGGGCGACCAGGACAUGGAGGUGGAUGACGACGGGACCAGAGUGGACCCGGCCGCCGAGCCACCCACCCCGGCGCUGAAGAUCCGAGAACGGCUCGGUGCCCACCAGCGGCUGCAGAAGAACCUCAGCUACUCAGACGAUGAGGGCAUGGAUGCAGAGGACAGCGAGAUGAUGGAGCAGGAGCCCAUCCCUGUGAAGCGACAGAAAGGUCUGGAACGCUGCAAGUUUUGGCCAGUCUGUAAAAGUGGAGAUGUCUGUGUAUACCACCACCCAACCACCCAGUGCAAAACCUUCCCCAACUGUAAGUUUGGUGACAAGUGCCUGUUCGUCCACCCCAACUGUAAGUUCGAUGCCAAGUGUAAGAAACCUGACUGCCCGUUCACGCACGUCAGUCGGCGAGGAGCACCCCACCCACCUCGACCAGUGGCAGCAGCUGCAGCACAGCCCGCCACCGUCUGCCGCUUCUUCCCAGACUGCAAGAAGAUGGACUGUUCGUUUUAUCAUCCAAAACCCUGCAAGUUUGCUGGCCAGUGCAAACGCUCAGGAUGCAGCUUCUAUCACCCCUCCACCUCCGUGCCCCCGCGUCACGCUUUAAAGUGGACGAAGGCUCAGACCAGUUAAAGAAGAAUCAGACACCUGCCGAAGACAAUGUUGCCAUGACAACACGUUUGGAUUUGUUAGUUUCAAUAGAUUGUUCAGUAAUUUUAGUUGUUUUGAAUUUGUCUCGUCCUGAUUUUUGUUUGACCAGAUUUUUAAAAAAAAUAUUCAAAUGAGCAAUUUUUGUUUUCUAAAGCUCUGCACAUUUUUUUUCUCGAAAUGUUGUCCGUGCAGUAAAGCGAUCUAUAGUACA